Rhincodon typus (whale shark) is the source of this 2629-nucleotide messenger RNA. RefSeq names its product potassium voltage-gated channel subfamily H member 2-like. Gene Ontology annotation, cellular component: membrane. NCBI's taxonomy places the organism in Eukaryota, Metazoa, Chordata, Chondrichthyes, Orectolobiformes, Rhincodontidae. Gene Ontology annotation, molecular function: inward rectifier potassium channel activity. The coding region runs from base 275 to 2464 and encodes 729 amino acids. The transcript has 9 exons. The record is from RefSeq and is a predicted model, not a curated record. Gene Ontology annotation, biological process: regulation of ventricular cardiac muscle cell membrane repolarization; regulation of heart rate by cardiac conduction; potassium ion transmembrane transport.
CUUGCCUGUCCGCCCCCAGCGAACCCCGAGUGGGUCUGGAGUGUGUGGUACCGGAAACUGAGAGUCCAGGAGGAUUCCUCGUGCUGUGGCCCGUUGUCUGAGUGAUGAACGCAAUCGUCCGGCUAGAGAACAUCAUCAGCUUCACUUGUCCCUCGUAGGAACUACCUGUGACUCCCUUUCGCGCUGAGCUUUAUUCACCCUGAGCGCUUUCGGAAUUCUCGCCGUUUCUUUUGGGACUCCCUCUGCUGGUCUCCUGGAGUUGCUCGGUCACACAAUGCCAAUACGAAGGGGUCACGUCGCUCCCCAGAACACCUUCCUUGACACCAUCAUCCGCAAACUGGAGGGUCGCAAUCGAACAUUUAUCAUUGGUAAUGCCCGAAUGGUGAACUGUGCCAUCAUUUUCUGUAACGAUGCGUUUUGUGAGAUGUCCGGCUAUUCCCGAGCGGAAGUGAUGCAGAAACCAGCCUCUUGUGACUUCCUCCAUGGUCCUCGGACCAGGAAGACUGCGGUUUCUCAAAUCACACAAGCCCUGGGGGGCUCUGAAGAGCAAAAAGUGGAACUGUCUCUCUACAGGAAGGAUGGCUCCUGUUUCCUGUGCCUGGUGGAUGUUGUCCCGGUUCGCAGUGAGAAUGGUUCUGUCAUCAUGUUCAUCUUGAAUUUCGAGGUGAUGUUGGAGAAAUCGUUGCUGGAUUCCCUGGACCCAAACUGGAAUGACAAGCUCCUGUCUCCCUGGUUUGCUGCAGGUCACAGACGGAGCUUUAAGGUCCGAUUCCCGAACCUGGGCUCAGUGAGUGUGGGCAAGCUGACAUUGGCCCAGGAGGGAGCAGGCCUUGGCUUGUUGAACCUGUCCAGAGCAAGUUGUGAGUCUGUGGUCAUGGAGGGUCAGAGCCAGACCGAGGAGCUGCUGGCACUGGACCCUGAGGCUGAGGGAGGUACUGACCACUCCUCUGUCACACAGCGAUUGAAGAAGCACCACUCCAGCUCCAACUCUACUCUCAGUCCCAGUGCCACUCCAUCCCAGGAGAGCUCCUACAGCUUCCGUCGUGUCUCCUCACUCGAUGACAUGGAAACGACCAGGGAAGAUGGUGAUGGAAAGUUCCGGAGCCGGCACUCUAGCACAGGGGCAGUGAAUCAUGUGAUGGUCACCCCAAACCUGGUCAAUUCCACUUCGGACUCUGACCUGGCGAAAUAUCGAACCUUCAGCAAAAUCCCCCAAAUCACACUCAACUUUGUGGAUUUUAAAGGUGAGAACUUCAUCCUGUCAUCACCAGGAGAGAAAGAGAUUAUUGCACCGACAAAAGUGAAGGAGAGAUCCCACAACGUUACAGGGAAGGUGACCCAGGUACUGUCUCUUGGUGCUGACGUCCUGCCUGAAUAUAAACUCCAAGCUCCACGAAUUCACAAAUGGACUUUUCUUCAUUACAGUCCGUUUAAGGCAGUCUGGGAUUGGCUGAUCCUGCUGCUUGUUAUUUACACAGCUAUCUUCACUCCAUAUUCUGCUGCCUUCCUCCUGAAUGACCAAGAGGAGGUGAAUCGCCGAGACUGUGGUUACUCCUGUAAUCCCCUCAAUGUGGUCGAUCUGAUUGUCGACAUCAUGUUCGUUAUUGAUAUUCUGAUCAACUUCCGUACCACCUAUGUGAACAGCAAUGACGAAGUGGUCAGCCAUCCUGCCAGUAUCGCCAUCCACUACUUCAAGGGCUGGUUCCUCAUUGACAUGGUCGCUGCUAUUCCCUUUGACCUGCUCAUCUUCCGCUCUGGGUCUGAUGAGACGACCACCCUGAUUGGUCUAUUGAAGACGGCCCGCUUGUUGCGAUUGGUGCGAGUUGCUCGGAAACUUGACCGUUACUCGGAGUAUGGAGCCGCUGUCCUCUUCCUGCUGAUGUGUACCUUUGCCCUGAUCGCCCAUUGGCUGGCUUGUAUCUGGUAUGCCAUUGGCAAUGUGGAGAGAACAUUUCUACAGCCGAAGAUUGGCUGGCUGGAUUCUCUCGGUGAACAGAUUGACAAACCUUACAACGAGAACGAUACUUCGUCAGGCCCAAGCAUCAAGGACAAAUAUGUCACUGCCCUGUACUUCACCUUCAGCAGCUUGACCAGUGUGGGAUUUGGUAAUGUCUCCCCCAAUACUAACUCCGAGAAGAUCUUCUCCAUCUGUGUGAUGCUCAUUGGCUCUCUGAUGUACGCCAGUAUUUUUGGGAAUGUGUCUGCGAUAAUUCAGCGACUGUACUCGGGCACUGCCAGGUAUCACACACAGAUGCUCCGGGUCCGGGAAUUCAUCCGCUUCCAUCAGAUACCCAACCCACUGCGGCAGAGGCUGGAGGAAUAUUUCCAACACGCCUGGUCCUACACCAAUGGCAUCGAUAUGAACGCAGUGAGUCUGAGACUGAGCAGCAUCAUGAACAGGUUACCAACUGAGCUUGGCAUCUCCCAUGCUGGAGAAAGAGAAACCGGAGAAACUGUCAAAUGACAGAUGAGGGACACUGGUCCGACUAGUCCUAUAUCCCUUAGAGUGCGAUCCCUUCAGUCAGAUGUUGGUUUCCACAAGGAGGUGAUGGCCUAGUGGUAUUAUCACUGGACUGUUAACCCAGACACCCAGGUAAUGUUCUAAGGACCUGGGUUUGAAUCCUACCAC